AUGGCCAUCUUCGAUCCGUUUAAGCUCCACCAUAAGCCGCCGUCGAUUUUUCCGGCAACAACUGUAAAACCAAGCCAUGUUCUUUCCCUCGUCGCUAAGUUCUUCUUCACCAUAUGCAUCUUCAUCUCCGUUGCUAUGAUCUCCUUCUACAUAAUCUUCUUCGGUUGCUCCGAUUGCCACCACAUCACCGGCCUCCGUCGCUUAGGUCCUGAAAAUGUAAACUUAACUACCAACUCCUCAGCCUCCUCCUCGACUAUCCGCCGGCCGAAUCAGUCCUCGGAGGCUACUGAUAUCUCCCACAUAGCUUUCGGGAUAGGUGGCUCCAUUCAAACGUGGAGAGAUCGCAGCCGCUACUCCGAGCUCUGGUGGCGUCCCAACGUCACACGCGGCUUCAUAUGGCUUGACGAAGAACCGCCUCUUAAUAUGACAUGGCUCUCAACUUCUCCACCGUACCAAGUCUCGGCGGAUACCUCCCGGUUCAGUUACACUUGCUGGUAUGGUUCAAGAUCAGCUAUACGAAUGGCGAGAAUUAUCAAAGAGACUUUUGAGCUAGGGUUAACGGACGUGAGAUGGUUCAUAAUGGGUGACGACGACACCGUUUUCUUUGUGGAUAAUCUUAUAACGGUUCUAAAUAAGUAUGAUCACAAUCAAAUGUAUUACAUCGGAGGAAAUUCCGAGAGUGUGGAACAAGACAUUGUUCACUCUUACGCCAUGGCUUACGGUGGUGGAGGAAUAGCAAUUAGCUAUCCAUUGGCCGUCGAGCUUGUAAAGUUACUCGAUGGUUGUAUUGAUCGUUACGCAUCGUUAUAUGGAUCUGAUCAAAAGAUUGAAGCUUGUUUAAGCGAGAUUGGAGUUCCCCUGACCAAGGAACUAGGGUUCCAUCAGGUUGACAUACGUGGCAAUCCAUACGGUUUACUAGCUGCCCAUCCGGUGGCUCCUCUGGUUACGCUCCACCAUCUCGACUAUGUUGAUCCAAUAUUUCCGGGGACGACUCAAAUAGACGCCUUAAGAAGACUCGUAUCGGCCUAUAAGACGGAUCCAAGCCGGAUCCUGCAGCACAGCUUCUGCCAUGACCAGACCCGUAAUUGGUAUGUGUCCGUUUCAUGGGGCUAUACCAUCCAAAUUUAUCCAACUUUGGUCACCGCUAAAGAGCUUGAGACGCCAUUUCUUACGUUCAAGUCGUGGCGGACUUCGAGCUCUGAGCCUUUCUCGUUUGAUACCCGACCCAUCAGUGAAGAUCCGUGCGAGAGACCCCUUGUCUAUUUCUUGGACCGGGUUUAUGAGGUCGGUUCGGGUCAGACGCUUACGACGUAUCGGAAACAUGUUGAAGUGGGCGAGAGUACACAAUGUAAUUCGCCUGAUUAUUCUCGUGCCAACCCGGUCGAGUUCAUCGACGUUUCAACUACUACGUUGACGCCGGAUCUUGGAAAAUGGUUAGCGCCACGUAGACAAUGUUGUGAAAUUGUCAACAGUGAAGAAGACUCAGAAAGCGUAAUCAAUGUCAAGAUACGGCAUUUUAAUCCUUUGGAAAGUGUAACUCCUCAGUCAAAGCAUCCGAACGACGAAUGGACCGACUCCAUUUUAUCUACAGAGACUAUAUAG
This is a messenger RNA of Solanum lycopersicum (tomato), 1602 nucleotides long. The record is from RefSeq and is a predicted model, not a curated record. NCBI's taxonomy places the organism in Eukaryota, Viridiplantae, Streptophyta, Magnoliopsida, Solanales, Solanaceae.